This is a messenger RNA of Urocitellus parryii (Arctic ground squirrel), 1720 nucleotides long. NCBI's taxonomy places the organism in Eukaryota, Metazoa, Chordata, Mammalia, Rodentia, Sciuridae. The record is from RefSeq and is a predicted model, not a curated record.
CCAACAGGCUCUGUGUUCUAUUGAUUUAUAACCUUUGCUGUCUCUCUCACUCCAAGGGAUCAGGAACCUUCUUCCUUGUUCCCACCCCCUCCCAGGGCCUAGAACAGGGCCUGGCAUGCAGUAAAUAUUUGCAAAGUAAAAAUACUAAGAAGUGAUGCUGUAAACCUAACAACCUGUGACAACUCCACAUCCUAGGAGUCCCUCGGCCUUGGUGGAAUGUUGGGUGAAAGCAGCCAGGUGCAAAGAGCAUGCAAACUGUGCGACAUCGUUUACAUAGAGCUCAAAAGCAGGGGAAGCCAAAUUACAGAGGGAACUUAGCAAAGCAAAAGCCACUCAACCACUUACCGGAGCUUGGAACCGAGAAAAUAAGGGGCUAUGUGACCCGCUCCUGGACCCUUGGACGUACUCAGGGCCCGAAGACCUCAGCCUUGGAACAUGGCAUGUCCUGAGCACCCUGGGAGCCCUGGCUGGACAGGACCCGUAACCCAGUGUGCUGCCAAGACCAAGCAGGAAGCACCCACCUCGGACCCAGAUCUCCCAAGCCCAGGACCUAGAGAACACUCAGGUGCCCACCCCAGUCCGAGCUCCAACUCCAGCAUGACCACCCGGGAGCUGCAGGAGUACUGGAAGAAGGAGAAGUGCCGCUGGAAGCACGUCAAGCUGCUCUUUGAGAUCGCUUCAGCCCGCAUCGAGGAGGGAAAGGUCUCCAAGUUUGUGAUGUACCAGAUCGUGGUCAUCCAGACGGGGAGCUUCGACAGCAACAAGGCUGUCCUGGAUCGGCGCUACUCGGACUUCGAGAGGCUGCACAAGAACCUGCUGAAGACGUUCCGGGAGGAGAUGGAGGACGUGGUGUUCCCCCGGAAGCGCCUGACGGGGAACUUCUCGGAGGAGAUGAUCUGCGAGCGCAAGCUGGCGCUCAAGGAGUACCUGGGGCUGCUCUACGCGCUGCGCUGCGUGCGCCGCUCGCGCGAGUUCGCCGACUUCCUUACGCGGCCCGAACUGCGCGAGGCCUUCGGCUGCCUGCGCGCCGGCCAGUACGCGCGCGCGCUCGACCUGCUGGUGCACGUGGUGCCGCUGCAGGAGAAGCUCACGGCCCACUGCCCCACGGCCGCCGUCCCCGCGCUCUGCGCCAUGCUCGUGUGCCACCGCGACCUGGAGUGCCCCGCCGAGGCCUUCGCCGCCGGGGAGCGGGCCUUGCGGUGCCUGCAGGCCCGGGAAGGCCAUCGCUACUAUGCGCCCCUGCUGGACGCCAUGAUCCGCCUGGCCUACGUGYUGGGCAAGGACUUCGUGUCCUUGCAGGGCAGGCUGGAGGAGAGCCAGCUCCGGAAGCCCACCCACCGGGGCUUCACCCUCAAGGAGCUCACGGUGCGGGAGUAUCUGUCCUGAGCCAGCCGGGCACCUGGCAGGGAGACUAGGGGCCACCGUGGCUCCGGUGGGCUGCGUGGGCUGCGUUUUUCACGGGAGGACCUGUUGGGAGCUGUGACUUGCUGAGUGAGUGACUUUGGGCAAGUCCCUCUGAUCUGUGUAGAACAGAGGUGCUCCUGGGACCCCUGUGUUUCUUGCUUAGGUCUCCUGAUGACAGGCUGCCUUCAUCUCCAAACCACAAAACCAGCUGCAAAAAAAUGUUGGAGAGGGCUGUGGACCUUACUGAUGUUUUUGUGGGAAGCCGGAGGAGAGGUUUGCAUCACGAAUCAUGGACUAAUCAUGGCAGAGGGCUCUC